Messenger RNA from Durotheca rogersii, 810 nucleotides. RefSeq names its product RNA recognition domain-containing protein. The transcript has 3 exons. Bases 1 to 810 code for a protein of 269 amino acids. Gene Ontology annotation, cellular component: U1 snRNP. Gene Ontology annotation, biological process: mRNA splicing, via spliceosome. NCBI's taxonomy places the organism in Eukaryota, Fungi, Ascomycota, Sordariomycetes, Xylariales, Xylariaceae. Gene Ontology annotation, molecular function: U1 snRNA binding. The record is from RefSeq and is a predicted model, not a curated record.
AUGGCUUCCAGCCAAUCUAUUGCCACCGUGUACGUGCGGAACCUGGAGGAGCGCGUGAAGCCGGAGCCGCUGCGCGCGGCGCUGAGCGCGGUCUUCUCGGAGUACGGGACGGUGAUCGACAUCGUGGCGAAGCAGAACCUGCGCGCCAAGGGCCAGGCGUUCGUCGUCUUCGACCGCCCCGAGGCCGCCCUCCACGCCGUCGACGAGGUCCAGGGCUUCGAGCUCUUCGACAAGCCCAUGCACGUCGCCCUCGCCCGCACCCGCAGCGACGCCACCGUUAAGCGCUCCGGCAACCGCGACGAGUUCGAGCUGCACCAGCGCCGGCGGCUGGCCGAGAAGGACAAGAAGAAGGCGGCCGAGGCAGCCGAGGAGCAGAAGCGACUGAAGCGUCCGGGCGCGGGCGGGGACGCGAACCUGCGGCCGACGAAGGCGGCGCGCGGCGCGGGGCUCAGCACGGGUCUGAAAGCGACGUCGGGGGCAGCGGGCGCCGGCGGCGCGGCCGGCGGUGCUGGCGCGGCGGGGGCGAACGCGGUGGUGCCGGACGAGUACCUGCCGCCGAACAAGAUUCUGUUCGUGCGGGACCUGCCGGAGGACUACGACAUCGAGGCGCUGACGGGCGUGUUCGGCCGCUUCGAGGGCUUCCGCGAGGUCCGCCUCGUCCCCGGCCGCAAGGGCAUCGCCUUCAUCGAGUACGAGGCCGAGGCCGGCGCCAUCACCGCCAAGGAGAACACCGCCGGCCUCGCCCUCGGCGGCGGCGCCGACGGCGGCCCCCCCGCCAAGGUCAUCAAGGUCACGUACCAGCGGCAGUAG